Messenger RNA from Lathyrus sativus (Indian pea), 324 nucleotides. NCBI's taxonomy places the organism in Eukaryota, Viridiplantae, Streptophyta, Magnoliopsida, Fabales, Fabaceae. The record is from the annotation of a GenBank genome assembly.
AUGACAACAGUACCUGGACUUCUUGUUUGGGAGAUUGUGAAGAUGAACAACUCUUUCUUGGUUAAGGAGUUCGGUAACAACACUCAGAGUGUUCAGUUUAGUAGAGAGCCAAACAAUCUCUACAACCUAAACUCUUUCAAGUACUCCGGUUUGGCCAAUAAGAAAACUGUUACUAUUCAGCCAGCUGGCAAAGAUCAAUCUGUGUUGUUGGAAACUACCAAGCCAAGGAAGCAGAACAAGCCUUCCGCUUUGCUUCACAAAUCUGUGAUGAAGAAGGAGUUUAGGAGGAUGGCAAAGGUCGUUCAAAAUCAGGUAAAUUUUUGA